This is a messenger RNA of Penicillium samsonianum, 483 nucleotides long. RefSeq lists its product as uncharacterized. The transcript has 2 exons. The record is from RefSeq and is a predicted model, not a curated record. Bases 1 to 483 code for a protein of 160 amino acids. Lineage: Eukaryota; Fungi; Ascomycota; Eurotiomycetes; Eurotiales; Aspergillaceae.
AUGGAAAACCGCAAAGAUGCACGAUAUAUCCGUGCUGGCUGGAACUGGAUCGACUCACCUGAGAGAAUCAAAUUGUCAGACGAAAACGCCGACCUAGCAAGCAACAAAAUGAACGCCAAGGAAAGGGGAGCCAAAUACCCAGCUGACUUUGACGGUAAUGACCAUUUUCGCGCAACUCGGGUACCAGAAGAUCCAACUCCACUAGGAUCGGCACACGGACUGCCGUUGAUAUUCAUCGGGAGAGGAAUUAUGCCAUUAUUAUUGCUAGGUCGCCAGCACGUGGGCAAGUUCGGAAGCCUCUACUCGAACCUGAUUCGGCCGUCAAGGGUACUCAAGCAUUGGAUCCCCUGUAGUGGCAAAGACUGCAACGAAGUCGAAGAUCCUGCCCCUACCCGGCACACCCAGUUUGUGAUGGACCAGUCUAAGCCUGGUCAAUUCUAUUGCAGGCGGUGCUGGAGGAAUAUUCAUUAUGAGUCCAAAUAA